CUACUUCCCCUGCUGCCUCAUCCAACACGCGUCUUCUCCUCUGUUCCAUCCAUGUCCUCCAUCUAUAGACACACUUCCCUCACAUGCAUCUCACCCCGUAAAGUGACAGACAUGUUAAAUUGCGCCACCUUUAUCAUUGAUCCCCCUCUUCGUCGCUCCGGCGACACCACUCUCACACUCGAUGCGUUCAGCGUGCACUUUCCUUGAGAAUCCACCACUUUCAGGUUGCUCUUAUUAUGCUGCUUGUUCUAUGUCAAAUGAUGCACAAUUGGUAUUUUGUCCAUAUAAGUAUAUAACUACAUCAUUAAUCCAGUCAUUCGGGCAGCAAUGGAUGAGGAUAUUAAAGGAGCCAUAGUUAUUCUUGACGAAGCUCAGUGAGCUGUUCUUCUCUUUCUAUUUAAUUGCCAAGUCAAUGAAACAGUUCUAAAAGUCCAGUUAAAUUGAAUUUGCUUUAUUUUAUUUUUUUAGAUAAUAUAUGGAUUCCGGAUGUCUUUCACAAACCAUCAGUUGUAUGCAAUCCAAUGUAAAGCUGAAUGAAAAAUUUGUAUAGUUUGGUAGUAGUUUAUUCCUGUUUUUUUCUAUGAAAUGAUCCUCGCAUGCUUACACUUUGCAGCAAUAUAGAGGACAUUGCUCGUGAUGUUGGCAGUGUGGAUAUUGAAGAAGAUGUUUUGGAUAGUAUGUUAUGAACCUUACAGCUUUUAUUUUUAUUGUCUCUAAUAAUUAUAGCUUUUGUUUUCAUUGUUACUAAUAAUGAUGCUUAACUAUAUGGCCAUACCUUUGAAAGAACUACAAGUGGAGCUCCAGCAACUUUGUUCUAUUAAUGCUGCAAUUUACCAACCACUAUAUGAAAUGACACACCUAAUAGGAUUAUAUAUUGGGUUUGAAAUGUUUGACUUAUAAGUUUAUCCUCAGUGACGGUAUAUUUGUAGUGAGUGCUGCAUUUGUGCAGGACCUUACUAGUUGGAUGGAACAAAAGAAAAACAAGCUAGAAAAACGUGAUUUUCAGCACUAUGUGUUGGACUGGUGAUAAGGCUUUAAGAGAGCUUGAAGAAGCAAAUAUUUCAAAACAGUGUUUCCCUAUCUUGCUAGAAUGUGCUACCAAGGCAAUCAAAGUUGCUACAGACUCGGAGACAGAUACUGCAAAUAAGUGCCAUGUCAGUGAUAACUUUGGAAGGUCUGGGGUUAUUGUUUUUAUGUGUGACUAGGCUCAAAAUAUUUGUUACUACCAAUGAUAUUUAUUGAUCUCAUUUCAGGCUUAUUCUCACCACUAACUUAUUUCUUCUCAAGAAAUGGAUCUCACAUGUUGGAUUACCAGCUUGCUCUUCAGCGAUGCGUUAGAAACGAUACUGAUGAACGCUUUCGGGAAGAAAGAAAUAGGGCAUUCAUUUCAAAGUGGCUAAGAAGACCGUUGAGAGUAUAUGAAAACUUUGAUUUGUCAUUGGAGGGACUAAAAUCUUUCUUUGAGAAUGCCAAGGAACAUUAUGGCAUAAAUACAGUACGUGCCACACAGAGUUUGGGUUUAAAUGGGGAUGUCGUCCAAAACAAGGAUCAGAAUGCAUGGUUCACAAGAAAGAAAAAACAGAAGCUGAACAAGUCUGGUAAUGGAGAUGGGAGAGAAACAUCAGUGAUUGAGAAUAACAUCUCUUUUCCCACACUAACCUCUCCAGAUCUUAUUGAGAGUCAGCCAUCAGCUCAAAAGAAUAGUAACACAUACAAUUGUAAAUAUCUCCCUCAAUGCAGUAAUCAGACAGAGCCAAGGUAACUUUUUUUCCCAUCAUUUUGUUGUAAUUGGUAUGGUUAUUUUUAGUAACAAAACAUUUAAACCCAAUAAUGAACUCUUCUUGUCAUCUCGAAAUACAUGAGUAGAGAGAAUACGUUACAAGUGAUUGGAGAAUUGACUUUGGUGUAAUGUACUCUUAAAAUUACACAUUUGAUGUCGUCCUAAUAUUUCUUAAAAUUA
This is a messenger RNA of Glycine soja, 1960 nucleotides long. RefSeq lists its product as uncharacterized. The transcript is spliced from 5 exons. NCBI's taxonomy places the organism in Eukaryota, Viridiplantae, Streptophyta, Magnoliopsida, Fabales, Fabaceae. Bases 1229 to 1762 code for a protein of 177 amino acids. The record is from RefSeq and is a predicted model, not a curated record.